Messenger RNA from Manihot esculenta (cassava), 2441 nucleotides. RefSeq names its product probable protein phosphatase 2C 15. The coding region runs from base 972 to 2258 and encodes 428 amino acids. The record is from RefSeq and is a predicted model, not a curated record. Gene Ontology annotation, biological process: protein dephosphorylation. The transcript is spliced from 9 exons. Gene Ontology annotation, molecular function: protein serine/threonine phosphatase activity. NCBI's taxonomy places the organism in Eukaryota, Viridiplantae, Streptophyta, Magnoliopsida, Malpighiales, Euphorbiaceae.
UCUGUAGUUUCAACUCUGAAAUGCAUGUGGUCCCCAUUUCCUCUGAUUUUUACGGCAACCCACCACCAGCAACAACCUUCCUAUCCUCUUCUCUGAUUCAAGCUGCAGCAAGGAAUCUAAUAAACACUCUGCUCUAUUGUGUGAUCUCUCCGAAGCAGCCAAUUUUGCUACAUUUUGAAAAUCGGCUUUCAUGGUUUUUGUUUUUACCCCUCAUUCUAACUCUGCUUUCGGUUUUUGACAGAAAGGGGAAUGUGGGUAUGUGGAGAGAUUGCUUCGUAGAGUCGGCGAAGCCACUUUCUGGCUCUCCUUCUGUUCCCCAGUUAAAAAGCAUGUCUUUCUAAGCAACCCUUCUCUUUGGUUUUGAUUUUUUCACCGAGGACGAAAUUUUUUUCUUUUUUUAAAAAGCUUUGUUUGGUAGAGGAAAAUGUACAGAAGCUGACCUGGGUCGGUCCUUAAAAAAUUGAACUUUUUUACUUAUUUAUUUAUUUUAUUUCCUUACAUGGGUUUAUUUGUUUAUCAUUUUAAUGAAGGAUACUCGGUUUUAGAUUAAUGGGGAUUCCAGUUCACGUCUUAUCAACAAAACGCGUUCGGUAUCCAUAUUGAUGAUCUCUUCUUGAACGUGGUGGUGCUAGUGGUUGGUUGCUUAGUGUCGCAAUCAGAUCUGCGUUUUUGGCUCUGCUAAAACACACAGCCAGACAUUCUUAUCAAGGCAGAAACUUUGGUGGUUAAUUGAAAGACAGUUGAAUUUCAUUGUUAAGACUUGAGAUUUCUCACGUUUUUGAAGUAACAACGAACACGGCUUCGUCGUAUUUUCGGGGAUCAUUUGUAUCGAGAAAAUUGCAUUGAGAUCGAGUUAAAUUGGAUGUAAUCUUAAGCUCUUAAAGUGUACGGAUAUAAUAUGCUUUUGAGUCAAAUUACUUCGUUAUUUGGAGGUCUUGGACCCAGAAGCUAAGACAUCGGAGUGUUAGUUAAUGGCUUCCGGAGAAGGGAGGCGUCGCCGUGACAAUCUUGUGCCUCUUGCUGCUUUGAUCAGCAGAGAAAUGAGGAACGAGAAGAUGGAGAAGCCAACUGUGAGAUAUGGUUUUGCAGCCCAGUCUAGGAAAGGAGAGGAUUAUUUCCUGAUUAAGACCGACUGUCAGCGAGUUCCUGGAAAUUCCUCAUCCACAUUUUCAGUGUUUGCGAUCUUUGAUGGGCACAACGGAAAUGCUGCAGCAAUAUUUACUAGGGAGAAUCUGUUGAAUCAUGUUUUGGGUGCUCUUCCUCGAGGGCUUGGGCGAGAGGAAUGGCUUCAAGCUUUACCUCGAGCACUGGUUGCUGGGUUUGUGAAGACUGAUAAGGAGUUUCAGAGCAGAGGAGAAACAUCAGGGACUACAGCAACGUUUGUGAUAGUUGAUGGAUGGACAGUUACUGUUGCAUCUGUUGGAGACUCGCGUUGUAUUUUAGAUGCUCAGGGUGGUUCCAUUUCCACCUUAACCGUGGAUCAUAGGCUUGAAGAGAAUGUGGAAGAGAGGGAACGCGUGACUGCAAGCGGUGGAGAAGUUGGAAGGCUUAGCAUUGUUGGUGGUGCUGAGAUUGGUCCACUCCGUUGUUGGCCCGGAGGCUUAUGCCUUUCUAGGUCAAUUGGAGACAUGGAUGUUGGAGAGUUUAUAGUUCCAAUUCCAUAUGUCAAGCAAGUGAAGCUAUCAAAUGCAGGUGGCAGGCUUAUAAUUGCUUCUGAUGGCAUCUGGGAUGCCCUUUCCUCAGAAAUGGCAGCAAAAUCAUGCCGUGGGUUGCCAGCUGAACUUGCUGCUAGACAAGUUGUGAAGGAAGCAUUAAGGAAAAGGGGACUAAAAGAUGACACAACAUGUAUAGUUGUUGACGUAAUUCCUCCUGACAACUCAUCACAGCCCUCUACUCCUCCCAAGAAGCAGAACAAGCUCAAAGCCUUCUUAUUCAGAAAGAAACCACAUGAUUCUGCCAAUAAGCUAUCAAAAAAGCUUUCUGCCGUAGGUAUAGUGGAAGAACUUUUUGAAGAGGGCUCUGCAAUGCUUGCUGAAAGACUGGGGAAUGAUGACACCACAACACACUCACCAUCUGGUCUUUUCACAUGUGCUGUAUGCCAAGUUGAUCUUGCUCCAAGUGAGGGUAUCUCUGUCCAUGCUGGUUCAAUCUUCUCCGCCAGUUCCAAGCCCUGGCAAGGGCCUUUCCUUUGUGCUGAUUGCCGCGAUAAGAAGGAUGCCAUGGAAGGAAAACGCCCAAGUGGAGUUAAAGUGGCAUAACUCUGUUGUUCCCUUCAUUCUUUAUCUCACAUAUAUUUUUUCUUUUUUUUUUUCUGUAAACCACAACCGCAAUUUCUAGGCCAGGCAAAUUUGAUUGAAUGUCACUACCAUGGUACCACAAAUGUAUAUGUAAUAUUCAAAUAAUGGGAAAUGAAUUCUAGCAUUUAAGGCAUAGUUGGUUUA